Exophiala mesophila is the source of this 3768-nucleotide messenger RNA. RefSeq lists its product as uncharacterized. Gene Ontology annotation, cellular component: cytoplasm. NCBI's taxonomy places the organism in Eukaryota, Fungi, Ascomycota, Eurotiomycetes, Chaetothyriales, Herpotrichiellaceae. The record is from RefSeq and is a predicted model, not a curated record. Bases 1 to 3768 code for a protein of 1255 amino acids. The transcript has 3 exons.
AUGGCAGCGGCUGCAGAAGGUGGUCUCGAUGUCGACUGGUUACUUCACUCCAAGAAGGACCAUAUUAACCAUCUUGGUGAAAAGACCGAUAAGCUCGCAGAGGGCCAAAACAGAUCACAGCAACCUAGCCCAGUACCCUCAAUACACCUCCCCGAAUCAUCGUCGCCCGGUCCACCACGAGACACCGCUUCUCCCAAACCAGCCCCAAGAGAAAUAGAAUCGUUGCCUCCUGAUGCAAAACAUGAGAAACAUGUUCAAACACCUCGAGAGAAGGGUGAUGCUCUACAAGCUGCCGCAGCCAGAGCAGUCGGGUCCUCUUCGUCGCAUGGUUCACGCCCUUCCCUAACAAGAGGUCAAAGUAGCGAGGACACCAAGAAGAACCUGCGUCCAGCCCCGGCAAACAAGAAAGAUGGGAGAAGAAGCUCAUGGAUUUCGAGUUUCAGCUCGAAAUUCGGCUCGUCCUCGACCACCGCACCUACAAACAAUCGCAAUGGGUUCACCGAAGCCACCAGCCACGCAAAUGGCACUUCUCCUCAGUCCAGUCCUAAAAUCGAGUUGACGAAUCCCUUCAACAAGACGCAGCCUUUACAAGAGGCCCAGAAGCCUGAGACCAAACCCUCUCCUGUCGUUAUCGGCCCACGAAGGCCAUCCGUCUUAGUUGCCGCUGGUAAGGAGACGAAACUCGAACACCCUGGAUUCCUGUCCAGUGCACUGCGAAGGCUGUCUUCAUCGACAAACACGACUAUGGGUAAAAGUGCUGGCUCGGGCGCCCUCUGCCCUAGAAAAAUCAUGAACAUAGACCUGAACCGCGAACGCGCAAAGCUCAGCGACUUUGACCAGAACAAACUCAGGCGAGUGGCCUUCUGUGUCGAUGUUGAAAUCGCCGGGUUCGCAUCACAGGCGGACGAGGAUCCAGAGCAUCAUAUUCGACCUCCAGUGUCGGCUGCGCAGAAACAGAGUAUCUCGACACCUGACACACAAGUCACGGGUAAAAAGGACUCUAAAGAUGCGAGAAUGAAGGACAAGGGCGAGGGUGCCGCUCUGAAAAAUCCUGCUACCGUUUCUCAGGAAAAAGAGACUUUAGGUCAAACCAAGACCGAUUCCGCCAUCGAAGCCAACGAGAACGCCGAAACAACCCCUCCAACCACAGAAGAAGCUCCCAAGUCAGACGAACUUGCCCCGCCUCCCACCACACGGAAAAGGGAGAAGAAAAAGCGCUCCGAGGCCGAAAGGAAAGAACGAAAAGAGCGCAAACGAAAACACGCAGAAGAUAAUGGGCUAGUUCCCCUUGAGCUCACUAGAGAGGACGACGAUUCAGAUUCAAGCCUGGGCAAUACUCCGCCCGGGUCAUCGACACCGAGACGAGGCGAUGGACCUACCACUGAUCCCCUACGUAUCUACAAACGAUGUUGUCAGCUUCGUGAAACCACAAUCUUGAGUCGAAUGAAAGAACAAAUAUCGAAACCGUCUGCACAUCUGGCAGAAGCCCCAGGUACUGUGGCAGUCAUGGAUCUAUCCAACCACGCGAUGGUUCUCCAGGAUAUUGUCACCAUUGCAGACUGGCUCGCUGUUGUGCCGGUUCGGAAGCUCAUUCUCGACAAUUGUGGGCUCACUGACGAGGGUGUUCGAGUCAUUCUAUCAGGUCUGUCCAGUUGCAAAUCAGCUGAGCAGGCACGCAUGAACAGAAAGCUCCCCAAACGCCUGAGUGGCAAGCACGGCGUGGAGCAAAUGGGCGUCAUUGAAAGGCUGUCGCUAAAGGACAAUCCUGGCAUCACCAACUUGGGAUGGAAACACAUCGCCCUCUUCUUGCACAUGACGAGAUCGCUCCGAGCCAUUGAUCUCUCCGGGAUUCCCUUUCCCAAGGCUGGGGAGCUCUCGAGAACAACAUCGACCACCAGCAAUACGAGUGAAAAUCAGAACGAUUCAAAGACGGCCGAUCUGGGUACCUUGAUCAUCCAAGCCCUGUCUGAACGCCUGGGUGACAAAUUAGAGGAGCUGAUUUUGUCUGACUGCAAUCUCUCGACCUCCAAUAUUCGAGGCUUCAUUGACUGCGCCAUCAAAUGCAAGAUCCGGCGGCUGGGAUUCGCGCAGAAUAAGCUGAAAGAAGAGGCUGUAAGACACAUAGCCCGUUAUGUCAAGUCUGGUGUCUGUGAAGGACUGGAUCUUGGUGGCAACAACCUGCACGGAAUUGGACACAUUAUUGCUGAAGCCUCUGAAGAUGAAAACAACCCGCUUUUCGCUAUCAGCCUGGCAAAUUGCCAUCUCGAUGACUCGGAUCUUACGGCGAUUCUGACCCCAAUCACAAAACUCCAGAACUUCAAAUUCAUCGACUUGUCGCAGAACCACCAACUUUUUGAAGCCAAAUCCAAAGGUGUUGCAAUUCUCCGCAAACUGCUCCCCCGAUUUGCCUCUCUUCGACGGAUACAUCUCUGCGAUGUGGGCAUGACACCCGAUCAGGCCAUAGCGCUGGCCGAAAUCCUCCCAGACUGUCCUGAGAUGGCGCACGUGAGUAUCCUCGAAAAUGAACCACUGAUUCACGCAAUGAAUUCGAAAGAAGGGUCUGCGCAAGAAGAAGCCUGUGCCGUUUUUGCUUCGUUGAUGACAGCUGUGCGGGUGUCGGACACAAUUGUCGCUAUUGAAAUUGAAGUUCCCAGCGCCGAAAGCAGUGAAGUCAUCAAGGCUCUCGCGUCACAGGUGGUUGCCUACAGUCUGAGAAAUAUGGAACGAACCACGCUGAGUGAGGUCGGUGUCAAAGUUGCUCAAGGGUCAGACAAAGAUGCCCCUGAGAUUCUACUUCGCAUCGUUGGCAACUUGGAAGGACCCCCUGGCAACAACGAUGGCAGUGAUCCAGCACCUGACGAAGACUAUGUAAUAGCUUCGACAGGCAUUGUCAAGGCUCUGGGCAUUUGUCUUGGAAGUAAGGAGGUGGGAAGCCGUCCGGAUUCGAGAAACAUCACUCCUUCGCAGAGUGGCACAGCAACUCCCCGGCAAGGUUUGGCUAAGCGAAGGAGCAUCUCGAAACCGCGAGACGUGAGUCUGGAACUUUGUGAAAGUGCGAGGAAGAUUCGCACAAGACUGCGCCCCGUGUUGAUCAAGGAAGAUCAAGCUGGGAAUCACUCGAACUAUCGACGCUUGCUCAUGCUGGAUCAAACCCUACAACGAAUGAUUCAGCGCUUUGAAGAUGAAUACCCAGAAACCAAGAUUCCCGAGCUUCCACAGCCGACUUCGAAUGGUCUCCCAUCGCCCGACCCAUCCAAUGGAGAACUCACCUCGACUUCAUUUGACGAGCCUCGUGGAUCGCCAGGUACGGACCCGGCCAAAGGAUAUUUCCCUCAACAGGAUGGUGCCGAACCACAUCCAUUUAAGUUGUUGGCUCGAACACCGUCGAACACAUCUCUGGUAGCCAAGGCCUAUACAGAGGAAGAAGGGCGAAUGCAUCGAUUUGGACAGGGCAUGCGACGUGAAAUUCUCAACCCCACAGGACUAGACGACGAAUCUAGCAACGGGGAGGGUAACGGUUCGCAUGCUGACGCACUAGCAUCUCUUCGGGCGAGACUCGAAGGACUCAGAGGAGAAGAAAUACGGUUGAGAGUCGAGCACGACGGGGUGGAUAAUGUGAUUCGCGAAUUUGGCAUCAAUGCAAAGGAGCUCCUUGUGCUCAAGGAGCAGGACCCCGAGGGAUUCGAGGCAUUCCGGAACUCACAACUAGCUGCACAGAUCAAUGCAGGGCUCGUCACUCCGAACGGCGACCCCGUGCAGCGGGAUUGA